GAGGAACUGCUGACGGCCGCCUAGAUUGGGGCCCAUCCUUCAUUUGUAAAGGCAACUCCAAUUGUUCCAAUGCCACAGGCAAUCUAGACACGGGAGAUGACUUUCCGCUCGCUCCCGAUGUCGACCACCUCAAUCCGACGGUGCCGGAAGGAUUUAGUGGAUUGGAUGAACUGGCUCAAGACUGAAAUUGGAUUCGACGGAUGGCUCUUUUCUAUGGCCACCGGAUAUUCGCCAAGGAUCACCUAAAUCUACAUGGCGAACACAUCACCUGAUUUUGCCAUUGGAGAUUAUGGGAAGUUCUUCACGUACGGUCCAGAUGGAACGACAACUACUAACGCGGACAAGCACCGUAAACAGUUGGUUCAAUGGGUUCAGCUUUUGGAGGGGAGUGGUCGAGGUUGAAGCACUUGAACGGAAAGCCUCUGGGAAUGAUAGGAGUUUUACCUCAGAACUCGGUGACAUUCAUCGAUAAUCAGGACACGGAGUCGCAGAAGAUUUGGCCAUUCCCAACCGAUUAUGUCAUACUAAGAUUAUGUCAUUCCCAACUGAUUAUUUUGCCUCUCUCUCGCCGUCGCAAGAAACAUGAUAUGAGGUUGGGUGAGGAAAAUCCCAAUUUGCCCUAAUUUUUUGAAGAUCCCCAAAUCUGAUUCAGUUAGAUCGUGCAUUCUUGGAUGUGCUUGCCAUAGUGCCAGUUCACGACCUGUAGCUUCAGAAUUUUAAGUAUACAAUUUCCUGGUAGUAAGUUCUCUCCAUUGCCUUUUGUAUAGAGCGCUACUUUCAGCCGUAAAGGGUUAAGCCAUGGUCAAUACGUAGAUCUGAUAAUGAGAUUGUUGGCUGUUGUUCAUUUGUCGGAAAUAAAACUAAGUUGGACUGAAUUUGCUAUUUCUAGUUCUGAGCUA
Molecule: messenger RNA, 899 nt
Organism: Rhododendron vialii
Lineage: Eukaryota; Viridiplantae; Streptophyta; Magnoliopsida; Ericales; Ericaceae
Product: alpha-amylase-like
Exons: 2
Coding region: 366-623 (85 amino acids)
Source: RefSeq, a predicted model, not a curated record